Messenger RNA from Porites lobata, 32490 nucleotides. The record is from the annotation of a GenBank genome assembly. NCBI's taxonomy places the organism in Eukaryota, Metazoa, Cnidaria, Anthozoa, Scleractinia, Poritidae.
AUGUAUGGUAUUCAAGCGUAUGUCUUUCAAACGGGGAAGGUGAAUAUUUCCGACACAUCCCAAAACAACCAUGGCUGCCAGACUGUUUCUUUCAAUACUCAGUUCCAGGGUUCUGGAGAUGUAAAGGUGUUUGCAACGCUUAGCCACGGAAGCGAACAUGUCAAAAUCCACGACCCAGCGUCUGUUUGGGUGAAGUCAGUGUCCACAUCUGGUUUUGAUGCCUGCGUUCGUGAAGCAGGCAGUGGUUCUGGAGGCGCGUCUGUGAUCAACUGGCUUGCCUUUCAAGGUUCGCACCAAGGUCUUGAUUCAGGAAUCGUUGAAUUUGAUGAAUUUACCUCAAGAACCCAGUGCAAGAAGAUAUCGCUUAGUAUUCAGAAUAAGGUGAGAUGGUAAAAUAGGUGAAUUCAAUCAGUCAUUUUAACAUACUUACAGGUGACAAACAAUGCAUCCUUACUUGGACAAAAUCGAUCAGGCAUGGAAGAAGGGGCCUUAAGCCUAAAGCUACAUGUAGAAUCGAGAAAUUGGAAGUCCCAUGCUUUACUGUCAUAAUUAGUCACUUAGAAGGAACUUUGAAAAUGUCACAUCAGGGCUAUGUAGGAACCCAGGCCGUACAUUUUCAUUCUUCUUUUUUUUUCUGUGUCAUAGAUAAUUCUUCUUUUGUUAUACUCUGUCUUACUUAGGCGAGACCCCAAGUGUUUGUGACUGUUCUACAUAAACACUCCGACCGACCGUUUGAUUCCAUGAACAUUUGGCUAGAGGACGUCAAAAAGGAUGGUUUUGUGGUUUGCUUGAGGGAGUUUAUGAGCUUUGACGGCAUCCAUUCAGGUCUCAAAGUGGUAAGUUGAGAUUAGAGAAGUCUGAGGAGACUAGUCUUUAUUGCUCUAUUCACGAAAUUACCACGCAGGGUUUGUGUGGCAAAGAAGUCCACCUUUGGGUAACUAAAGGGUGCGUUCCAGUACAUGUGGCAUCACCCACUACACUUCUAUGUACAGUAAAUUCUAUAUCGUGCUUCUUCUCCAACUGGUAUUACAAAAAUUAAUAUAUCAAAAACGACAGUGAGAACAAGAAAGUCGUUUCAGUUAACGUCUUAAGUGCUAGUUUAUUUAGGUUAGAUGUACCUGUUCCCAAUGCUUUUUGCAGCACUUCUGUCUGUCGGAACUCCCCAUCUCAGGACGAAGAAUAAUGAUAAUAAUCGUCCGCAAAUCUGCAAAUAAAUUUGUGUAUAUUCUCUUUUUUUAAAAGAACUGGCUUGCGUAUGAUGUGCUCCCGGCGUUUUGGAAUAUUACUGAAAGAGGAAAGCUUCAUUUUUCUGGACUUGGUGCACCAAAGAAAGAAAACAACUAUGCUUUUUGUCAGGUUGGAAAGACUAACGGUCUUCUACAUGUAUGAGCCUCUGUUUAGUUUAGUACAGCUCAAGGGAAAACGUGUAUCGCCCAUUUCCAGGAGAGACUAUAGCAGUCUGUUUCUAUAAUAAAUGUACGGUUAUCAGUGACAAAAUAGGGUUUAUCGUAUCGUUGAUCCUGAUUUCUGUUGUACACCUGUAUUUGAAUUGUACAAAAGUGCAUCCACUAGCAGUCUUUGCACUAUAAUCUCUUUUAUUUAUUUAUUUAUUUAUUUAUUUAGUUUAGAAAACUUGCAGAACUUUGUUCUAUUUGGAAUAAGAGAAAAAAAAACACUUUUACGCAUUAUUCUAAGCAAGUUAAAUAGGAACUGUCGUAACAACAACAACAAACAAAAACGUUAUUGACAGCAAUGAAACACAUAACACAUACACACUACCUACAUUUAGCAAAAGCUGUUGGAGGCAGGCAGUGUACAUGAACUGAUGCGUUUUAAGACAUUUUUAAAUGUCUUAAAUGUUAAACAAGAAAAUUACAGAAAGGUCUUUGAAUUACAAUACUUUUUCUUAAACCAAGGUCGGAAUAAGAAGGUGAUAAGCUUUGAAUAAGGCUUUAUCAAUGCAUUUUUUUGUGUAAUUUUUUUUUUCAGGAUUAUAAAUUCGAAAAUCCAUUUUACGAGCCUCCUAGUGUCCUCACGUCUGCCAGACAUGACAACAUUACCAGUGCUCUGUGGAUAAAGGCUGAUGGUCGUCUUAGCAAUGCUUUAAAUGUUUGGAUCGAGGUAAGUAAUUUUCCAGACCAUAUACAGCCAUUUAUCUUUCCUUAUUUAUUGAAACUGAUUUCAGAGUUCUUUUUUCAAUUGCCUCCACACUCCAAGUAACUGAGUAAAAAUGAAUUAAACGCUCGAAGUGGCUGCAACGGUUUUAUAUUUAACUUAAUCAAAUUCCUCAGUCAUUACAGUAAUUGUCGUUUCAACUAUGGUUUUGUACCGAGAAAUUUAUUAUUAUUAUUAUUAUUAUUAUUAUUAUUAUUAUUAUUAUUUCAAAUGUGGGCUAGAAAAAGAGUGGCGAAUAAAAGAACUUCAUUCAAUUUCAGUAAAAUUGAUUUUUCUCGAGAAAAUUGACUGAGAUAAGUGUAAAAAGUUUUUUUUCUGCACAUACUUUUCUUGCGUUUGUACUUCUUACAUCACAAAAGAAAUAUCCACGCCUUAAAAAUCUAGGAACUAGAAACGUAAUUAAUACGCAGAAAGCUCCACUUCUUUUUUCAUUUUACUUGGAUAGACUAAGGAAAUUUUUGAACAACGCGAUACUAAGUUGUAAAUUUAAUAUUUAGUUCAUUGUUUAGGAAUUCUACAAAUUUUUUGUAACUUAAGUUUGACUGGAGUUGUAGUAAAUUGAUCGAACUGAACAGUAUUUCUUGCUAAAUUUGUAGCAGUUAUAACUGAAUGAAUUUGUUAUCUUCUAGGAAAUCACUCGUUUGUCUUUCAAAGCGUGCAUCAAGGACAGCCAGGGAAUAAGCAAGUCUCACGAUCCAGUUACAGUAGACUAUGCAAUUGUGGGAGGUAAUUUGUUGUUUCCAUUGCAUCCAAAAUCAGAAACUUUAGUUAAGAUUAGAAGCAGUUUCAAAAUCGAAGAAAGAAAAGAAAAACAAGAAAGAUAAGUUUUUGGACAUAUAUACACGUAGUGAAAGUCUUAAAAAUGUAUUGUCUUCUAUAAUUCUUCUGACUUAAGUCUAGGACCGCAUGCCGAAUGGAGUAAUAUUUUUCCGAAAAAUGUAUAUUUAUUUUAAGCACUUCAUGCUUCAGUAAGAUUUCUGAUAGGAGUUUAGGAAAAAAAUUGGUUAAAUUCCUGUCGUAAGAAGUGAUUUUGUAUUUUUCUCAAAAAUAUUGACCCGUGCACAAAUGUUACUUGCGAGUACCAUGCCAUCUGCAAAGCUUUCUCUGCAUUUGAUGCUCGUUGUGUAUGUGAUGACAACUGCCCGUCGUACGAAGAGCCCGUAUGUUCAUCUAACUCGACAACAUUCAAGAACAAGUGCUUUUGUCUGCUGGACAUUUGCAAACGCAAAAGUAACCACACGCUUUAUCAUCCUGGCAGCUGUACAGGUAAAAUUCUUAAGCUUUUUUACCUUACUUCUUUGUUGCCAACUACAAAGCAUGAGACGAUCUACUAGGCCUGACUAAGGAUUAAGUAUUGCUUUUGUUUCCGCCUUUUUAGCACAAGUUCCUCUUCUCGCUCUAGCCCUUCCCACAAACACACACACACACACACCAUCCCUAUAGAUGAGUUGUAAGAUGGGUCCAUUACCACGUUUUUAGCUCUUGAUAUCACUUUGUUUUGGUUUGUUAGUUUGUUUGCCUAAUUUGCCAAAUUCGUACUUACCAAUUGGAGGUAUUACGUUUAUAGGGCAUUUACACCUGACAUUGAAGCAAAAACUACUUGUUCCUCUAUCCUUCUUUGUUCUAACUUUUUGUGUAUUUUUACACUCCUCUUGCCUCCAUUUAGGCUUUCCUGUUCAGACCGGGCGGGUUUCACUCGUAAGACAUGUAAAAUCGGCUGAGACGGCCUGUAAAGUGGUGGAAUUUCCGCCAUUCUCCUUCUAUCCAGACAAAGAGGUACACGUGCAAAUAACGACCAAUCACUGGAACAUAAGCAGGAAAAAUUUUAUACAUGACGCCACAGUUUCAUGGGUACACACCGUUAACUACAAAAACUUUGAGGUGAAUAUCGAAAACAAUGUUUUAGUUUAUCCUAAAGGACAGCGGUCUACCAAGUGAUGAUAGUUACUAGGAUUUAAAAAUUCGCAUACUCGUCUUGUAUCUUUUUAUAAUUUCUCUUAUCCCUUUUAUUGACGAUUUGUAAAAAAAAAUCGUCCCUUAAUUGCUGAGUCAGACGUAAUUACUGUUUAAUUACUGUUCUUUAAUUCCUGUUGUGCUUCGGUAAUUUUAUAACUUGUACCACUUGUAUCAUUUUAAUUUUGCUUAAUCUGCAUGUCUUGUUUAUUCUCAAAAAUUAACAUUACACGUAACAUACAUAACUUGGUAUCAGAUUUUUUCCCUGUGAAUAUGUAGCCCUUAGCUUUUGCAAAUGUUAUCCGGUGAUUAAAAAAGUAUACCGAGGAAGCCCGAAGAGCAAAAUGUUUGUAUUCUCGAUUCAUCAGUAAUUAAAAACCUGCAAUUACGAGGUAAAAUCUCAAUUAACCAAAUAUGUGUUCAAUUGUAUCUUUAGGUCUGCGUGACAGCAGCAGGACGGAAUGACCGCUCUACUAAGGAGUUUGCCACAGUGGACUGGAUGGCUUACCAAGGAGCACCUGAUGGCGGUGUGGCGGGAAAAUCACGCAUUUCACAGUGGUGGACUGGAUCACAGUGUGAAGAAGUUAACCUUCCCCAGGCAAUUAUCUAUUUUGUUUCCAUUUUCUGGAAUUGCGCUUAAGGUAGUUGUUUUUUGGGACCUAGAGGUGGCGAGAGGUCAUGCCACCCUCCCAUUAGUAAUAUCUAUGAUUACGAAUCUUACGGUGUUAGCAGUAAGUCUCGCAAUUUCGAUGCUGAAGUAGGAAAUUGCAUCAUUUUUUCAAUUGCCGCCAUACUGGGUUUUUAAUGUCUUAGGAAGGUGCCCGAUUGUAACGAAAUCAAGUUGUUCAGAUAUUUUGCAUUAUUCUUAAAAACCAUAAAAGUUGUUUUGCAUAGCAAAAAAUAAAUCAACAAAAGUACGAGAUAUCCUAUCAAUGUGAACCACGGUCAAAUGCCUUAUUCUUCAAAUAAUUUCGAUCUAAAAAUGCUUUUUUUCAGGUUGGACUCCAUAGCACAAAGUAUGUUUAAGAUUUUUUUUAUUUGCAGGCUAAACCCCUUAAAAGUGCGAAAACAAGCCUUCAUUCAUGCACUAAAUUUUGUAUACAUGGCAAAUGUUCGUCUUCCAAUUAUGCCUAGAUAGGUUAAAGCAUAAACCAACAGAAACUGAAACGAUGAAACGAAGCGGACAAAACCGGCCUUGUACAACCCAAGGCCAAACUCGUGGGGGCCAGACACUUCACCACCAUACGGAAAGGCCAUGUACAAAUCGAAAAAAAGUCGUGUACUUCGUACAUGCAGAUCGUGUUUCAUUCUUUCAUUCUGAUUUUUUUAAUUCUUUGUUUUGGAUAUGUUUCUUUAAAAGUUAACAAUAUUAAUUAGUCUGGAGAUACGACUUUCCAUUCUUGAUUUUCAUUGAUUUUCAUUAAUGGUUGCUUUAUAGGGAAAGUUUGCUACUGCCCCAAGAAUCCUGGUUACAGCACAACAUAUAAGUGCAGCCUUUAAGCACAACGCUGCGAGUUUGUGGGUGGAGAACGCAACCAGUUCCUCCUUUUACAUUUGUCUUCGAGAGCUGCAGAACUAUGAUGGUCUGCAUGAAGAUAUCUUUGUGGUAAUUUUACAUUUUUUUUCUUAAGAGAUAUACAUUAUGAACACUAAAGAAAAAAGCACAGAAAACAAGGCUUUAAUGAACCUUGUGUUAAAGAGAAGCGGACAUUAAGGAAGAAGAUAUUCCAUCAGCUGGGGCUGAUAAAAAAUUCCAUAGUCUUAUUUUCAUAUUCUUCUGAGAAAAAGAGCAGCCACUAUAAGAAUAUCGCAGCACUUUGUUUCAAAUUUUAGACUCCAUUUCACAACAAGUGAUUGCUAAUCAAAUCUUCAGUAAUCCAGCCAGGAACGCUUUAGCUCUUAAAUGACUGUUAUUAAAGGCAACUAAGUGUUCAGAGUCCUGGAAACGGCCACUCUGUAGCGGAAAAAAACGCUUUUUUAACCAAAUCCAAAUUUUUGGACCGGUUCAGUUUUGACCAAUCGGCAUGAAAUUGGCUAAAAAAGAGAUUUGCAAAACCAGAUACACUUUUUCUUGCUAAUUGGAUGUGUUUAUGCAGCUAUGUUGUAAUACUUUUUCAGAAUUGGAUGGUCUUUGAAACAAUCCACCGGCCCCUUUUUGCCGAGAGCAAACAAGUAAAUUUUCCAAACAACAGCCCUGUUUCUACAAACUACAAUGGUGCAUUUUGUAAGGUAGGAAGCGAGCUCGUUCUGUAAUUUUACGAUAAUCCGUUGGCAUGUUUUAUGUUCUUCAGCAAUUUAACAGAUAAAAAAGCUAUGCAACAGGUUUUCCAUGUUUCGCAUACUAUGUUGUAAAGCGGUGUUUUCUAUUACUAUCACCACCUUCACAACAGUACUCCUUUUAGCCUGCGAGGAGGCUCCGGCUUGUGCGAGUUCGGGGGAAAAUUUUGCACUGGCGGCUAUGCCGCCGAAAUUUCCCUCGAACUCGCACACUUGACCCUGCUCGCAGGCCAUUCCUCGAGAAAAAUCCCAGCUAGCGUGGGGGUGUGAUUGAGCAACUAGCUCGCUACACGAUGAGGUACCAGGAAUCAUAUUUACAUCUUGGUCUUUAUUCUUCUUUGACUUCUGCGAACAUUCUUAAUCUUAAUCUUCUUACUCUGCUUCUCUACUCAAUCCUUACUCUGACCUAACUAAGUUUUAGCCGUGGUAUAGUAGCGGUUUUUAUAGCCAAAGCUGGGCAUGUUUGGGUUAGCUGACCGUGGGAAUAAAAUCAAGGUAGACUCGGUAUGGGUAAUGUUUUGUUAUUACUGAACCGACAUGGCUGCGAUCGGCAAGAAGCUACAAACUAAUGAAAAACUAAAACGCUGGUUAACACACCCAAACAGGAACUUCAACGAGACUAAUGAACCAAGGUCAGCUCUAACAUCACAAACACGACCACCUAGCGAGCUAAGCAGAAAUUCAAGUACAUGUAAAAGCAAGUGAUCAAAACAGGAAAACACGUAUGUGGACAAAUCAAGACUAACCUUGACCCACUUAAUGAAACAAAAACGAAACUUAAAAGAUGAGACAGAUCUAAAAAAUCAAUUUUCAAUAUACUUCACAAGACUAGUUUUCGGCACCUAUCACCAAGUAUCAAAGGAAAAAUAGUAAUUUUAAUUUAAUUUUCAUUAUCAUAUUAACAGCCAUCGUUUUCUAUACUUAGGAUUUGCAGUUUGCAAGAAAUUACGACAAAGAACCCAUAAUAAUAAUAGCAGCCAGUCACAACUCCGAGGGCAGCAAUCUGAAACCAACACACAUGUCCGUUACUACAUGGAUUGAGGUAUGGAAAGAUGUAGUUGUUGUAUGUUAUAUUUACGAGUUCAGAAUGCCAAAAAAUAAGCAAAUAAGUAAAUAAAUGAGUUAGCUCUGAAAUACCCUUAGGAAGUUAAGCCCUUUAAAACAAUGUGCAUGUACCAACUUAAGCCAAGGCUUAUUCCGCGUAGAACUUUCAGCAGUUAUCAACCAUCGUUAUUCAAAUAUAACACAUUGUGUGUUUCCAAAAGUAGUUUCUCCCGCUCCCUGCAAAUUUGAAGAGUUUCUGAUCAGUAAUUUCGUGUUAGCAAGAAAGCGACCUCAUGGCAGGGCUUUAGGCGAAAGAACUCAAAACCAAUGUUGCCUUUGCUACGAAAUGAAUGGUGUGUAGUGCAAACAAACUGGUAGUGAUGACCAUGACGAGUAACGUGUAACGUGUAUGAAUUUAUAGAGAGGUUAUCUGAAAAAUGAGUCGUUUUGCUAUCUUUGAGAGAAUUUUCUUGGCUUUUGAAAUUCAAUUUAAUUGAUGCCCUUAAUUUAAUUCCGUUACCGGACAAUCCUGUGAAAUCUUGUCACCUUGACCUUUAUUUAACAAGUAGUGGAGGGGCGGGGAGUACAAUAGUCACAUUUUUAUCUUUAUCACUAAUAUAUAGAUUUAGCCAGGGCUAAAAGCGAAGCUCCCGUUAAUAAAUUCAUAAUUUAAAUCAAACAAUAAACUUGUAAUCCACAGAUCAGGGCACACUCAUUUGACUUUUGAGGCAAAGGCUGAGUGAUUUUAGAGAAAAAUCAGAAUUCGAGCGUCCAAGAGUGAAACAAAUUUUACAUCAAGUUAUUUGUACACCGAAAAAUAGCAAUUAUGUUCGAUCACAGUAGAUUAGGCCUGGAAAACAAAUAGACCUAUUCGUGUAUUGUAUUUGCAUUAGCUGUAUCAUCAUAAUAUGGCAUUCACCAGUCUCUCCAACAUUGCUCCGUUAGAGAGACUAUGGAUAAUUGGACAACCCCGAAAUAUAAUUUUAAGAAACACAUGCGCCACGAUAGUCCUUGGUGGCAGCCAAUUUACACGUUGCAUUCCUCUGUCUAAAAGAAAGGCCAAAAUAAAAAUCAGGCCGGAUUUUUUGUGUUGGACAAGUUUAGUUUACUAGUAAAUCUUGGCGACGAAUCUGGUGGCGUGUAAACCAGCCUUUUAAACAUACUUUUUCUCAUCACUUCUCAGGUAAACAGUACACAGACCUCGGACAGAAUUUUUUCUUUUUUGCCCUAUUUAAACUUAUAAUUCUGCAGUUUUUCACAAUUUUGCAAGAUAAUUUGCACUCAUUCAAUAUCCACGACGAUCAAAGCACGCGCUUCCUUUGCACAACAAAUUAUAGCAUUGAAUUAUAAAACGUUUUCUGUUAGAAAAAUCUGGUCCUAUGUGAUAUGCGGGGUAAUAAUUAUGGGCUUUUAAUGAAAACGAUAAAAAAAUUCCCAAAAUCACUUUUCGGCCAGCCGGACGGGUUCUCACUUUUGACAGGCACCAAAUUUGCAGUGCGAUUAAUAGAGUUACCAUUUACGCUUUAACAUGAUAGAGAAAUUGUUAUGUUUAGGUUUUAUUUCCCUUUUAUAGAUAUUCAUUAAAGUGUGUAUGAUUUUGUUGUGUAAUCUUGAAAAGCGAGUGAUAUUUACGCGCGGCGUUUUGAGUAUUCCUACAUGCGAUGUUUAUGUUGGACUGGAAACAACCGGUGCAGCGAUGAAAAUUGCGAGAGGGACUACUAACAAUCAAUAAAAUAAGUUUAAUUCGGUGAAACAUGUACAGAGACAAUAAUUUUCAUUCACGAAGAGAAGUAUUGAGAGGAAAGUGUCUCAGAAAAUCAUGAGUUAGGCAAGCAUAAGCUUAUUUAUGUUUAAAGCCGGCUUCCCGGUGUUCGCUCUUUUUCAAGAUGAAAUCGAGGCAAGAAAAUCGCUCAGAGCUUUCUGUUUACAGCCAAAAUCAUAACUAAAUAAUCUUCGGAACCUUUUCUUUGACUUUGCGGGUCAAAAAAUGUCUAAAGGCUUUUUAAACCUGUUUCCUUUUGUAGGUUAGAUCAUUGCUCGUGUUUUAACUUAAGCCGCAUAAUAUAAACCAUACGCUCGACUUCAGGAAACCGAAAAAAAAAAAAAUGUCAAAAACAAUAAUGGCUCAAGCUUACCAGUCGAGAUGCUGCUUCUGAAGGUCAUCAAGUGUUCCAGAAUCGCUUGAGACUUUUCAACGUUCUUACGCCUCAAGCAAGGGCAAGUGAGUAAGCUCAUUUUUGAAAACGAUGCCAUCCGAAAUCGGAUUUCCAAUGACUUUGACAAGAGGUGCAUUUGUCAACAAAAAGCGCAAUAAACAAACCAGCCACGAAUUACAGAACAAUCUUGAUAGCAGCUGUAUUUCAUUUUGUACACCAAGUAGAAAAAGACAGUUUAAAACAUCACAAGAUGACACAAAACUCUCUCAGCUCCAGCUAUCAGUAAGCAAGUUUCCAGACGCUGCAAAAGUUUUCCGCAUAAACUCACCUGUCAAAUUUUGACCAAUCAGAAUAUAAAAAUUGGACGUAGAGCGUGAUCAACGCGUGACAGUGAGAAAAGUCAAAAGCGAUUGCCUUCCCUGCAUGUAAAUGUAAAAGCCGGUUGAAUUUUCGUGUCCGAGAUCAGUUCGAAAUCAACAUUUUAAAAGUGUGGCUCAUGAAACACGUCUUAUUUCAUAUGCAUUUUAAAAAAAUUGAACUUGAGCCUGCGAUCAUUUGAAAAGUAGCAACUUGUCAGCGAAUACCUUCAAAAUAUUACUCGAACUCAGAGGGUCGAUACCUGAGCCCGCGAUACGGUCAGGCGAUACUGGUCACCAGAAACACUGUUUUGACAGCUGUCAAUUAAUCAAAACAUGGAUGUACAAUAUCAGGUUGCAGGCUCCCAAACUAGCUAGAAAGUGCGAGAUUAAACAUUGGUAUGCCUGUGGUGCGGACGGACGGAGUGUCGGGUGGUCGGUGUACGGUCACGUGAUUGCCGAAUUUUCUAGGAUGGAUAGAUUUUCUAUAAAGCUAUGGGGCUUCGAAUUGAGCCCGUGAUCAAAUAAAACAUCAGCGCAAAACUUUAAACACUACGUGACCUCAAUAGAUAGAAAAAUGAGCCCGCGAUCCACUCAGGUGAUGAUGGUCAGCGUAUACUCUAGUUUGACAGCUGUCAAUUAACCUUCAUUAGAAUGGCGAAUAUUCGAAUUAACAGACUACGAGUGUGAGUAGGACAUUUCCGUCCGGCAUGUACUGGAAAAUGCCAGAUGGUGUACCUGAGCGAACCUGAGCCCUCGUUAUUAGUCUUCUGAUAGCGGUCUGCACAUGUCCCAUUUUGACAGCUGUCAAUUGACCUUAAUUUGGCCUGCCAAUGUAACUUUAAACGACUGUCAGCCAACUGACAGCCUUGCCCGGCGUAGUUUCGUUUUUAUGUUGAAUUGGUAAGUGUGACAUAUUAUAUCAGCUUAUAUAUAGGGGCAAAACGACUGGUCUUUUAUCUGAGCCCGCGAGACGGUCAUGUGAUAAUUGUCAGCGGAUGUCUGAUUUUGACAGCUGUCAAUCUAAUCGUACUCAUACGGAUGGCUUACAUAACUAAGAGGCUAGUCAAGUUGUGCAAGAUCUAUUGUGACAUUUGACAUCGGUUUACAUGAAGUGUGUGUACGGACGGGCGUACGCUACGUCAUAACCAAAUUUUCUGGGAUGGAUGGUUUACCAAAUUUUCUUACCCAUGGUGCUCCGCUUCGCGCGCGCGGGAGCUCCGCUAAAAACAUUUUGUAAAUAAUACAAUUUGUCGAUAUGAGAGUAAAGAAUUGUGAAAAGAAGUUUUGUGAGACCACAUGAUCUCUCCAAAUUCGUCAUUUUUGAGUUUGAGGCAGCCACCAAAACUUCUGAGCGCGCAGUUGCCCAGUCAACGAUGAACUUAGCAAAAAUACGUUUUCUUCUAUCCUGGAUUGAAUACAGUCACACAAAAAUUUCCUUUUUAGCCAAUUUUUUUCGCAGUUUUAGCAUAGAAAUGAAUCACAAGAAAAUUUAUGAGACACUUACUUGCAAAUAUCGCAAAAAUAGCGAGAAUAACAAAUUUAACAAAAUUCUAGACUUAUAAAGGGAAAAGGCCAAGAAGGGCCUCGAGAAGUCGGCAAAUUUCGCAAAAAUUGAAAGGGUAGCUAGAAAUUCCCUUGUUAUCUAAAAGACAGGGUAAUAAAUAUCGUAUCCAUUCGUAGUAUUUUAUCCUGAAUCUGCUGUUUGGUAGAGGAUAUUAGCACUACAUCAUCUGCAAAGUCUAGGUCAUCUAAUUUAGAUGUGAACAGUUUCCACCCAAUACCAUUCUCACCAUGACCGACUCUCCUCCUCAUUACCCAAUCCAUAACAAUCAAGAACAAAAAAGCCUGACAUCUUACAUCCCUGUUUGACGCUGGUUUUAAUGUCAAAUGACUGGCCUAGUUCCCCUUGGUCUUCUGCAGCACCCUUGAAGUCUUGCAACUCUACGCGAUUUUCUCGUACUGCCAUAUUUUCUUCAUCAGUUGAUAUAUUUUCUCUGAUGAAAACUCUCUGUCUGCUUUGAGUUACUCUGCUGUUAUGGAGUCAUUCCCGGUACUUUCCCAUUUUAUAAUCCCUUUAUCGCUGCCUUGACUUUGCCUACUGUUAGGUUGUUUACUGCUAUCUCUUCUACUGUGUCAUGGACGUCAUGUAUCCUCCCGAUUAUCAGUUAUUGGGUUUGCUGGUGCUUCCCUAUUAAGCGCCUCCUUAAAGUGUUAAGUCCAUCUUUCCUUUACUCCACUGUUACUACUGAUGUGGUUUCCAUUCUUGUCUAGAACCGUUGUGCUCUGUCUCGAUCUUUCAUUGCAUACCAUCUUUGUAAGCCCGUGAUCUAUCUGAUUCCUGGUUAUCCUAUUUGGCGAGUACCCAUGUUGCUUUGAGUAUAUUCUUAUGAGGGAAGAGUCUCUUUGUGAUACCAAAAGGACUUGUAACAAAUAUUACAAAAAUAGCAAGGGUAACAAAUUUAUCAAAUUUAGAAAGAGAAAAGGCAAGAAGGGCCUCAAGAAGUUUGUCAAAUUUCGCAAAAAUCGCAAAGGUAACAAUAUAUAUAUAUAUUUUUUGUUAUUUAAAAUAGUGAGUGAAAAAUAUCGCAAGAAUAGCAAGAAUAACAGAUUUAAUAAAAUUCUAGAUUUGGAAAGAAAAAAGACAAAGGAACAGCCUCAAGAAGUCCGCAAAUUUUGCAAAAAAAUCGCAAAAACAACAAGAAUAUUUUUUUGUUAUCCUUUAUAAGUCUGAACUUUUGCGUAAAUUGUUACAUUGCGUAAUUUGUUAGCGUGUUUUGUUGUUGUUGUUGCUGAAUAAAAGUUCUUCUGACUUUUGCGAUUUUUUGCGAUAUUUGCAGGCUUCUAGAGGACCUUCCCUAAUUUUUUCUUCAUAAGUCUUAAUUUUUGCUAAAUUUGUUAUUCGUUUUUAUUCUAGCGAUACUUGUUAGCGUUUUUGUUUUGUUGAUGUUGUUUCGCCCCGUUCUUCACAGGCCUUUUUUCCCAUAGCAAAUGGCAUGGGAACGCUGCCCUGGAUAAAAUCCCUCGCUGGAAAUGAGAACUCUCGAUUCCUUUUGUGCUGAGAAAGAGUUUGGCGUUUCAAGCGAAUAUACAUGCUAUAAAUAGGAUGUUAUUUAUUUUGCAGCACAUUAAGACUGGCGAAUUCCGUAUUUGUCUCAAGGAGUUGUACGCUAACCAGCAUGAUCCUGUGAACGUGACCUAUGCAGUACUAGCAGGUGGGUUAGAAGGCGAAAAAAAAUCUUCCUUUGCAAUUACAAUGACCGCGAACACUUGAAUUAAUUCAAUUAUAUAAGUUUCAAUUAUUAUCAUUACUAUUAUUACUAUUAUUAUUAUUAUUAUUAUUAUAAAAAAGGGGGCCAUAGAAAGUGUUCGUAUAAACAGGGUGUCCGUAUUAAGCGGGUUGAAUUUAGAGAAAAUAUGAGGGCUUACAUUCCCCAGGGACAAGGAAAACUGUCCGUAACAACUAGGUGUCCGUAAAGCGGGGUCCGACUGUACGAGAUAAAAACUCAUACCUGAUGUUACAAAUUCGGUAAGAAGAAAAGCUAUAUAAAAUGGAGAAAAAAACUAGUAAAUUAAAGAGAAUAAGACAGAAAAUAUAAAUAAUCUACAAACGGAGUUACAUUUAAAAUAAACUGAGUCUUCUUAUAAAUGUAUUCUUGAAAGCCUCCGAACGUUUCUUGGACUAGUUGUUAAGUAACAUAAAAUUAGCAUAGGAGAAGAAUAAAUUGAGCAAAAAAAAUACUAAUCUUAAAUUUGAAAAAUAUCAAAAGAGAGAGAGAUUGAUUGAUUGGUCUCUUAUGAGAUCAAUUUCAAAGUCGUUAAUAAUCUGUAAUAUUCAGCGCGUACAACAUGAGCCUCUCAAGCACAACAGUGCAGGCCUCACGAGGGCGAAUCCAUGACAUUGUAUUACUAAAAUCCUCUCCUUUCUUGGUUGAUAAAAGUUUAGCUAGUCUACUGUGAUACCUCUUCCAUUCAUCUGCCAUUCCUCUGUUGGUAGUAAAUACCAGUGGAGUGAAGGAGCCUUGUUCGACUUCUAGCACCUUGCUGGCGAACAUUUUUUUUCUCUCACUCUUAUGCUGGGGGUAGAUUUGUUUUGUGCUGAGGCCUUUACAUUAAAGACUCUGCAGUCGGGUAACAAACCCUAACGUCGAAAAAGGUAGUGUCUUGCCGCUCCAAAAAGCCACGAGCGGGAAUGUCGAGCCGGGAAUCCGCUGUUCUCUUGGUACCAGGUGUCGGCACUUCUUCGUUUAUCUCCUGAAGUACUGGCUCAAUUUGGACGUCAUUGCAUCAUCUUUUAGCAUUUCGGCUUCCAAAUCACGCGACUCCUUAUGUCUCUGAAUGAUGAACCCCCUUCGUCUGCGCACCAUGGUGUGGUCUACAUCGAAAACAUCUCCACACGCACAAGUAGACGGGGUGUCGCUUAGUUGACAUCUUAUCUCAAACGAAUGGCAUCUUUAAAUUCUCUCUUAUUUAGAGAAAAGUCCACAUAGACGAAAAAACACCGUGUACUGCAGUCCGAGACAUUGAUCAGAACUUAUUUUAUAGCAACACUGUAUACUUUGUCUUUACUUUUUAGUUUUUCAAUCCUGACCAGUUUAAAUACAGUGUCAGGCCUUGUAUAUUAAUGAAGCUUUGUUGUUUUUAAAAUUCUUUUUUUCAAAAUGUCAAUAUACGGCCCCGGAAGUGAAGUGUGCGUGGUACAUGCAUUGCAUUCCUUCCCCAAAGCUAACUGUCUUACCAGUCACCGCCUUGAAAAACCGUUUUUCCUUACUUUGGGUUAUUUUCCCCGAACUCUCGAUAACGCGAACUUCCGAUAACCCGAACUUUUUUCGCGGACUUCCCUUCGAGUUAUCGGGAAUCAACCAUAUAUAUUAAAAUAUGCAUUUAACCUCGUUAACCUUUCAUUGCUUUGUUCCUGCAGAUGUAUGUAAACCUGGUUGGUCAUAUUUUGGUGGCAUUUGCUACUCAACCAGUCAAACAUGUAAGAACUGGACUGAAGCCCAGAAUACUUGCCAAUCAUACAGCGCUAAUCUCAUCAGUGUACGAAACCAAGAAGAGAACGUCUAUAUUCAACAUAGGAUGAAUGGCGCCAAGGGCUGGAUUGGGCUAAACGAUAGGGUUACGGAGGGAACUUUUGUCUGGGCAGAUAAUCAAACAAACAAUUUCACUUACUGGGCUAAGAACCAGCCCAACAACUUCAACAAUGAAGACUGCGUUCACACCUUGGGAGUAGGACAUAGUUUUAUGUGGAAUGACGUGAGCUGUGAAACCUGUCACAACUACACUUGUUCAGAAGGUACUGUGGAGCCUUAUUAUUAUUAUUGUUAUUAUUAUUAUUAUUAUUAUUAUUAUUAUUAAACUCUGAUUGGCUAUAAAGGAGUGCAUCUCUAUUGCAACACAAGUGCAAAUUUGUACUGAAACUGUAGCACAAGUGAAAUUACAAAUUCUUGAGUUCUUUUAAAAAUGGCCAAGGAAAAAAAAAAAACAGAAAAAAAAAGAAACCGACGAGUGCAAACUUUUUCCUGUAGCAACACAUUCGCUAAAAAUGUGUGGUAGGAUGCGAAAACAAACCACAAAAAAACAAAACAAGGAACCAACUACUACUAUUAUUUGAAAGCAUAGGGGUGAAUCUUGAUGUCGCUCAGAUUCAAAAGAGUGUCCUAUCAGGGAAAGCACGAAUCCUCCGACGGGUUCUUACUACUAAUGUUGCAAGAUGUGACCUGUACCGAGAACUAGCAACCAGUUGAACACUUAAAGUGUAUAUAUAAUAAUAAUAAUAAUAAUAAUAAUAAUAAUAAUAAUAAUAAUAAUAAUAAUAAUAAUAAUAAUAAUAAUAAUCUAUUAAUCAUUGACAAAAAAGGGAACAACUGCCAAACUAUAGACGUGGUAAUUCCAGAUGAUGGAAGGGUGAGAGCAAAAGAGGACGAGAAAGUAGAAAAAAAUCAAGAUUUCGCUAAAGAAAUCCGAAAGAUGUGGGUCGUAAGGACAAAGGUGAUACCCAUAGUGGUGAGGGCAUUGGGGACAAUACCAAUGAGGUUAAAAGAAAGUCUGAGGACCACAGGUGUCGACACAUCCAUUGAACUGAUUCGCCCUUUUGGGGUAAGCGAGGAUCCUUAAGGCCGAUACACACGAGGGAUUUUGCUCCCGGAGCAUGCUCAAGGGGCACGCUCCGGGAGCAAAGCUCUUCCGUGUGUACCAACGAUUUCAUGGGUAUACUUCAUCCUCGGGAGCAGAAUUUCCACCCUGCAAAAUGCUCCACGAUAUUUAACCGGUUAAAUAUUUGGGAGCAAGCUCCCGUGGCAAAUUGAGGGAACUUGAAAACGCUCCCUCGUGUACUGACACGUGCAAAAUGAGCCUGGAGCAUGCUCCGGGAGCAAAACCCCUCGUGUGUUUCGGCCUUUAGGAAAGUGUUGGAGAUGUAGACUUGGGCUGAGUUGCUCAAGGCAUGGUUAGCUUUAACCAUUGGUUAAGCAGUAUCAAAACCAAUACGUUGUCAAGGUAUUAAACGCUGGUUAACGCUAACCAUGCUUCGAGCAACUGGGCCCUGGGAGCAAAAGUAAAAUGAAGGACGCCUCUUGGCUUCCCCAGGCAACUGGAUGCUGCCCGGAGCCAAUGAAAACCAGAUUUAACUCCUUUUUUUGAGAGUAUAAUAAUAGUAAUAAUAAUAAUAAUAAUAAUAAUAAUAAUAAUAAUAAUAAUAAUAAUAAUAAUAAUAAUAAUAAUAACAGUAAUAAUAAUAAUGAUAAUGAUAAUAGUAAUAGUAAUAAAUAUUAACAAGUUUCUGAUUAAUUUGUUGAUCGACUGAAUGACUGACUGGCUGACUGACUAAUUUAUUGAUUGAUUGGUUUUAAUCAAUUAAAAUUGGUCAUGGAGUUGUUGGCUGAUAUAUUCUCGGUUAGUUGAUUGAGAGGGUUGUUUUAUUGACUUUUUUUUUCGUCUUACACUUGGUUUUUAACUCCUUUUUUUGUUUUUUUCUUUGUUUGUUUGUUAUUUCUUUUUUCAAACAAGAUUUUGAUGAAUGCGUAGGAGACAACAACCAUUGUCACCAAAAUGCUGUCUGUACAAAUUCUCUUGGUUCCUAUAGAUGUCGUUGCUCGACGGGAUAUACAGGUGAUGGCUUGGCGUGCACAGGUAUCUACUCUGAAAGCUCGAUCUGAUAUAUUGCCCAUUCGAAAUAGAAACAAGUAUAACUAAGAGAGGUCUUGCAAUCUGGCCCGAGUUGUUCAAAAGGUGGAUAGUGCUAUCCAGUAUAUAUAUCUUUUUUCUAUUCAGUGGAUAAGACAACUGGUCUCCCUAAUGCUUUUCCAGUGGGUACUGGGAUAUAUCAAUUGGAUAGCGCUAUCAAUCUUAAGAACAACUGUGGGUAUUAGAGUUGAACUGCGACUUACAAAGCAAGACAGUGUGACCGACAUUGCACACAUCCGAAUCGUGCCAAACAACUCUGGAACCUGCGUACUUUGCAUCAUUUGAAUAAAAUCCAAUCCGGCCAGGAGAAUGACCAUAGAACAUCGCGAAAAAGUUGUCAAUUUCAUCAGUGAACAAAUUUUUAAACGAAUAGAAAACAGCUUCUUUUUAGCAGGAACAAAAAUCUGAGAAAGUUCUUUGAAAUCAAUCAAAACAUCCAUAAGACUGCAAAGCUAAAGAAUCUCGUCGCCGUUCAUUCUCGAUUUGCCGAUUUGCAUCGACAAUCGCUAAUGAUAACUAGUAAUAGUUGACACUACAGCUGCCCCCGUUCUGUAUAUUGUCGGUCAAUAGUAUUCUUGCUUGUUGUGUAGCUCUUUAAAAUAUACCGAUUCAUAAUGAAGAUUUUCACACAUAUUUCACACAAUAGGUGAGAUAAAUACAGAAAACGCAAGGUUCCAUGCACAGUUUCAGCUCGAUUUACACAGCUUUGAUCAAAGCAUUCUCAGUUUCGAGAAUAGUUUAUUUUCAACCAUAAGAAAAGAUUUAAUUAGAAGUUGAAUUUUUCGCUAUUUCUCUCUCACUUUUUACAUUCAGUUCAUUUUAUUUGCCGGAAAGUAAGCCUUAGAAAUUAAAAGGACGUUUGAUCGAUUCACGCUCGCGCAUUCUAGUCUUAUCUGAAACUUUAUAACGGAAGGACGUCUGUGAGCAGCGAAUAAGUCAGCACAGAAUUUGAUUGUCGGCGAAUUUCUGUAUUCGUCCAUCGUUCUGUUAGUGAUAGGCUAGCCGUUGUUCACUCGUCUUUCUUGUUUGGGGCUGAGUCUUAUUCCGGUCAAAGAGAGAGAAAGAGUGUCAGGCAAGGUUUCCAAUAUAAAUCAAAGAUUUGUGAACUCGUGUCUUAACUCUCCAAGUGUUUAUAUAUGCACAGUUAAAAGCACCGUAUAACCUCAUCUGCGCUUAACGAGUGUCUUUUGGUUCAUAACUUUCAAAACAACUGCUCCACAGAAUGUCGCUGCGUAAUGCAAAAGAGUAUCGAAGUAUGACUGCCCAAUAAAUGAUACAAAAUCUACCUGAGCGGUCCCUUCGGGAUUUUCUGUCUUUACGUUAUCCUAAUCAUUUCGUACUUGCGGGCGCAAAAAAUAGAAACGUCAUCAUUACCUACCGAUUCCUCGCGGCCCCUGUUCAAGCAAAUCGAGAUUUUUUCUAUAUUGAGGGUAUGACUGUAUAUUUCAACUGUAAGUACUUUCCUUAAUACACGCACGAGUUACUAGAGUGCCUCCUCGGAAUUUCGCCUUCUGGGCGAAAUCCCUGCUCGGGCAAUAACGAUAAUGAAGUUCAUGAAGAACAGUGAAGUCAGCACAAAGAGCAGCCUGGGUGGAUAAUUUGAAAAUCCUGGCAGCGGCCUUUCAGGAUUAACUAUAAACAUGAAGUGUUGUGAACAACCUCGCCUUGCCAAACAACCUCUCCAGUAUUACCCGUUUUCGUUUACUCAGUUCAACUGGACGUUCAACGUUAAUUAUUAAUAUUUCAGCAGUUUACUAAUCUCUAAAUUCCUAUUGAGCUGUCUUGUAAAAUACUGAGUAAUUUUUUUUGUUUUUCUUUCGUUUUCUUUAAUUUGGGGGAAGCGCACAAAGUCUAGAGAAAAUCGGUGUCUUCAGGCGUCAGUUGUUCAAGAGACAGAUAACACUAUCACUGGAUAAAGUUCUAUCCAGCGUAUAGCGCAAUAGACCUUUUUACCGAUACGGCGGCCAUAUUGAAUUAAUUCCAUUUAAGGGUGAAUUCUCCUAAAUAUUAAUUUCGAGGCCCAAAUGAACAUGCAGUCUAAAACUGGGAAUAAUGUAUUUUGUAACCUGUGAUCAAGCUUCCUUUAAAAGCAAUUUAGAGAUAUAGGGUGGCAUGACUGCAAGUUAUGUACCGUGUACUUCUGUCAAAAAUAGUGUUCUUGGUGUUUGUUUUUUGUUUGUUUGUUUUUUUUUUUAUUUUUUUAGACAUCGACGAAUGUUCUUCAGGUUAUCAGUGUGACAGCAGUGCGACUUGUUAUAAUACAGCUGGAUCUUACACUUGCAUCUGUAUUAGCGGUUAUACAGGGGAUGGACGAACCUGUAGAGGUAAAUUAAAUACCUUUUUUCCGACCCAUUACACAGUCGUGAUGAACUGUUAAUGGGUGAUUUCUUAAGCCGUUGCUAAACUUGAUUCCACAGAAAAAAAUCUUUUGAUCAGUGUUUAAACUUCGCAGAGUAAUUCAUUGCAUGAAACGGUAGACUGUUCUAGGGCGCUGUUAGUUUUUAUUAGUAUAUACUAAAACAGUGGAUAGUGUUUUUCGCUCGCUGUGAUUGGCUACUCAAUCAGUGAAUAUCCUGCAUUAGUAUAUACACACUCAGUGAUCUUGGUGAUUUAAGCAAUCUGAUUGGUUCGCUAUCUCGGACUAUUCAACAAUAUUCACCUCCUAGCGAGUGGAUAAUGUGUGAGCUCGGUGUUUUUCCCGUUUUUUUUAGAGAACGAUCUUUUAAAAGUCGACAAAAUCCUAGGGCUGACUUUUUUUAAGGCAAGAAAAGACUUGGAAGGAUUCAAUACGGCGUUUUUCAAUUUACUGUAGCAGGAGUUUUGUGCUCGAUGGAUUGUUUACAACUCCCGUGUAUUCGCGUAGAAGAAGCCGUUUCGUGAACUCAGCGUUUUCUAAGAAGAAAAUUUUGCCUCAAAAAUCGAAGUUUAUUUAUGACAAACAAAUUUAAAAGGAAAUGUUUGCAGAAAUUCUACAUUUCAAGUAAACAGGAAAAAGAAUGAUACAGGAAGACGACCUCUUACCUCGAGCAACCGAGCCGCCAUUUUUGUCAGCACUUCAUGCGAAGAACGACACAACAUGCCCUUUUGGCUAUAAACUUGGCGAGUCAACAGAAAACAACACAGCUCUACUUUUUUUCUCAGGUAAGGAAACAGUUCAAACUUUUAGCGAUUCCAUUGAAGCCAUUGCGCUGUUGUUUGCGAAAUGAGUAAACUUGUGAAUUGCCAUGUUUGAAAAUUCUGCAAAGAUCUAUUUUUAAACUUACGCGUGAUUUGAUCUGUUAAUCAAAUCCUACUUUUGAAUGGUUUCCUUUCUGAGAUCACUUCGUGUGUAUAUACUAAAACAAUUAUUCUUCUCAAUCUCGGUGAAUAGUGGCUUUGGGAAUAUUUACCUCGCCGCUUUCGCGGCUCGGUAAAUAUUUUGCCACUAUUCACCUCGAUUUCAAAGAAUAAUUGUUAACUAUUCACUGAUUCACCUCCAGCUUCUCCGGGCGAGCGACGCCAAACUCGCGUAAGUUUCGAACAAAAUACCUUGCCCGGUUUGCUGUUGUAACGAACAAAGAAAUUUCACAACUAAUCAGGCAAGUUGUUCCCGAAAUACACGAAGAAGGUGACGAAGUUCGGGGUUGAAGUUUUAACAGGUAAAGCUUUGUCAUUUUGACUUGAGUUUAUCGAUAAAACCGGCGAAAAAGUUUUUUGUUUACAAAUGCAAAUUAAGCUUAAGUCUUGCGUUACUUUAUUUAGUUGACUUGUUCAUAAAUAAGCUUAAAGCUAAAUUUAAUAAUCUUUUUUACAGAAUGAUCUUAAAUACAAAAAGAAUUCACAACUCCUUUUGAGGAAAUUUCUAGGGUCUGCCGGAUUAUGCUCGAAAAAUAGAGUAUUAUGCUUUCGGGCGUCACCCGUGAAACUAGGGUAUUAUGCUCAAAAUUAUGCUCGACUGGAGGUAUUAUGCUCAAAUUAUGCCGGAUUAAAAUGACACUUCCACCCUCCCCCGGCCUGUAUCUAUUAAUAAACAUUCCUAGUCUUUCAUAUUGAAAGAAUUGUUAGACAACAGUUAUUCAGUUAAACAUUCGAUGAGCAAGCGAAAGGUCGGAAAUUGUGAGGCAUUGAAAGGCUUACUAUAUGUCUUUCUCCAAUGAACUUGGAUUAUAGCAAAAUGCACUGGGUACGAGUCUAACGUAUCAAGUUAAAAUAUUCCCACUUUGAUCAACUUUGUACAUUCUAUAGCGUCGCUGAGAGCGAGUUGCUGGCAAAAUUUGCAUACACCUCUCACAGUUUUCAGAAACAGAGGCAUUAUGCUCCAAAAAUGUUAGUAUUAUGCCAGCAUUAUGCCUGAUGCUCCAGAUAUAGUAUUAUGCUCAAAAUUAUGCCGGCAUAAUCCGGCAGACCCUAGAAAUUUCCCCGCAAGAGCUCAACAAUUGCCUUCAAAAGUUUUAUUUGUCGGCAAGAAAAAGCGACGACCGCGGCCGUUCGGUCAUUGCGCGCCAAAAUUGUAAUCGCUGCAGGCAACAGUAAAUGAGUUAAAAAUCAUCAUUUUUGUGCUCAAUUAUCUCACUAUUUUAGUAUAUACUGAAACAAUUAUUCACCUCAGUGUCGGUGACUAGUGGUGGAAAUUUACCUCGCCGCUAACGCGGCCUCGGUAAAUGACCACCACUAGCCACCUCCACUUCGGUGAAUAAUUGUUAUUUAUCCCAUUACGGUACCAUUUUGUCACAGCUUUAGAAGACGAGGCCCCAUUUAGAACUAGACAUUAUUUCUAGCUACCAAAAAAAUGGCACCACUGGCUAAAAACGGAUUGUCAAAUUGACUCAAAGCAGGAGUAUGCAUGGAAUUGGCAAUAUCCUGUUUUAGUAUAUUUUUAUACUAAAACAGUGGAUGGUGUUUUUCGCGCGCUCUGAUUGGCCACUGAAAGUCGGGAUAUCCAGUGCUAUUCACUGAUCCCGUGAACUCGCGUAAGUUACGAGCAAAACGGUUUCCCGGUUUGCUACCGUAACAAACAAAGAAAUUUCGCAAAUAAUUUAACAAGCUGUUCCCGAAAUGCACGAAAAAGGUUAAGAAAUUCGGUUUUGAAGCUUUAACAGGUAAUAUUUUGUCUAUUUGACUUGAAUUUAUCGAUGAAACCGGUGUAAAAGAGUAUUUUGUUUACAAAUGCAAAUUACGUCUUGCGUUUAAUACUUUAAUUAGCUGACAUGUUCAUAAAUAAGCUUUUAAUAGUUUGUAUAAACAAAAGGGUUUCAAAUACAAAAUAGCCUGCGUAGCAGGCGCAUGGAAGUAGUUGGCGAAAGAGAGAACGGGAACGCGGGAGGGAGACACGCGAGGGGCGAGGGAGUGCCUGCACGGAAGGCCCCCGAAAAUCGUUUCAACUUGCAUUCUGUGAGUGCGGAUAUUUCCAAUUGGUCGAGAGGCUUCCAAGGGAAAAAAAUACCGCGCGGGGCGAGAAAACUGUCAAUCAAUAGUACGUGGACAACGCAGUGAAGAUCUUAUAUUACACCACUAGCUCCUGAAACUACUGAAACCACUAAAUAUACAAUAUACUACUUAUACUAAGUAAACAAUCGAAGGUCAUGUCUCGGAGGUCACUUCAGUCUGGUUUAAUGGGACUAUGUGGCUAUAAUCUCAAAGAAAAGUUAGAAUGUUCAAACGGUAUUCACGAUGGAAAGAAUUGACACCAGAUACGCAUUAGCAGAAGUGGCGAGAGACAAAAUAGCGUUGCAAUGAAGAUCAGAGGAAGUAUUCUUUACUAAGGAGAACUUGGCGGCUUGUGUUGUCAAUGGAACGCAUACAAUCAAAACUUGGACGUGAUUGAUGAAAUGAAACACUUACCAGGGACAUUAAUUUGAAAAAACGUUUCACUAUAGUAUUAUUCGCUGUUCAGAGGCGACCUCUGAGGUCUGUUGUUUAUGUCUCGUUACUGUAGUAGAAAACUUGUCGGUACAGUUUGUGUUCUGAAGUUUAGGUUCGCUUAAUUAGUAACACGUGUCUGCUCCAAAAACGGCUGCCACUUACCGCAGAAAAAGCAAUGGUCAUUUUCCACGUACGCUGGGAUCGUUGGUGUCUGAGUAAGCUCAGAGAACAAUAUUUUUAGUUUUUUUUUUUAAUACACAGCAUGCAUUCUUUAAAAGAUACCCAGUUUUGACUUUGUUAUUUCCUAUUUAUUGUGCCUGUGGUUAAAAACGAUUUAAAGCUGUGUGUUAACCAUCAGUUUAUUGCUCCAUCGCUCUAUAAUCAGAUAACCCAGCUGAUCUUUAUAACAGAUAUAUUUAGACCAAGGAUAAAAUGUACAACGCUUUUUUGCGGCACGCUUUGUUUGUGCGGGGUCAGUCGUUUUCUGUCAAAACUUUUGACAGAUCACGCAACGGCUGCCAGGUAAUUAGGUUGGGAGCGGGAAACGAUUUUCGAUGCCUUCCGGGCAGGCGCUCCCUCUCCCCUCGCGUGUCUCCUUCUCUCGCGCAGGUUUUUUUCUUGUACCCACUAAUUACAAGCGCCUGCUACGCAGGCUAAAUACAAAAAGAUCGAAAAAGACCUUACAACUCCUUUGAAGAAAUUUCCCCAAAAUAGCCAAACAAAUGCCUUCAAUAGUGUUAUUUGUCGGUAAGAAAACGCGACGGCCGUUCGGUCAUUUGACGCCAAAAUCGUAGUCGUCUGCAGCAGUAUAAAAUGAGUUAAAAACAAUCAUUUUUGUGCUCAAUUAUCUCACUGUUUUAGUACAUACUAAAACAGUUAUUCACCUCUGUGUCGGUGGCUAGUGGUGAAUAAUUUUCAUCUAUCUAAUUUCGACCUGUCACAGGGAGUAGGACUUCCUUAUAGUUCUUGCACUUAAUUAAAAAAAUUAAUUAAAAAAAUUAAUUAAUUAAAAAUUAAAAAAUUAAUUAAUUAAAAAUUAAAAAAAUUGGAACCAUGGCGGACGGACGUGAACCUUCUGGUCCCGUUUUGACGAAAGAUACCGAGUCUUACCAGCUUAACCUUAAAUGGUGCGAAUUACAAUCCCUUAAGCUAAACGGGGAACGAUUAACGUGGACGAAUAACCUUGAAUCGUUAAAGAAUUUUGUGGAAAAUGGCUUGAAACUACAAGGAAAGUGGUCGUCGCCCGGAGGAAACGUAAAGCAAUUCAAAAGUUCUAACAAUAAUCUCGUCAUCAACUGGUAUAAUAAGAAACAGCUAACCCUUUGUUUCCAAGGUCGAGAUGGUCCCUCCUUAAAGGACAAGUUGGUCAAGUUUAUUCAAAAUAAACAGGGAACAGAAGCUGAUACGCCUGUCUCGGAUGCUUCAACAACCGAGCAAGAAAUUCCGCCUUCGCAAGAAGCCAAUGGCAUCUGCAGUAAUCGACUAGCUUCGGCCGCCGACGCCGGACUUGAGAACAGUUUUCAAGAGCGAUCGAACUCGGUUAUCAGUGCUGAUAUUGAGGGCUUAAAACUGGAUUUACUAAUUCUUCAGAAAAAGGUUGAAGCAAAUACAAGCCUUCUGUCGACGAAAUGCAAAUUACAAGAAACCGCUUUUAGCGCCGAGCUCCUCGAUUACAAAGAGAGGUAUGAGAAGGUGUUAUCGACAUUAUCUAAAAAAGAUAAUGAAAUUGAGGUGUUGGAGGAAAAGUGUUUUUCCUAUGAGAGCCAAGUUUUGUCCUUGCAACAAGAAAAUGAUUCUCUUAAGCUGGCAAUGAAGAUCAUUAUGCAAGAAAGAAGCGAGGGCGAAUGCCGCCAACAAAAGAUAUGUGAUUGUUGGUCCCAGGUGGGCACACUUGGGAAAAGUGUGAAUGAUAAACAUAUCCAGCGGCCGUUGGCGGCCUGCAAUAUAGAAACUCAGAACAGAUUUGAGCCCCUUAGAAGUGAGGUACAAUUCCAAGUGAGAAAUGAGGACAACUAUACUGCAAAUAACGAAGAAAGUCGCCAACAACAGCAACAGCAACAUUCACAUGUUGAUUCAUCUGAAGCGAGCCGGGCAUUUGAUUCAAUUCCAACUAGUCAUAACCGCUAUCAGGCCUUACUUGUCUCUUCUCCUUCGAGUCAAGUAUCCUCUGAGAUGCCACUGCAUCAGUCUGGAGCGCACGCAAAUACCUCUCGAGUUAGUGCAAAUAACUCCAAAAGCGGUGAAGUCGGAAAGACAAGACCCAUAGUGCUUAUUGGUGACUCAAUGAUAAAACACAUUGAUCCAAAAAGCUUUCGCAAAGACAUGUACAUAAAUUCUCUUAUCCCGGGAAAACCACUGCUGAAAUAGCUGAAGCUGUUGACAACAUCGCUGUUGCAUCCGCGGAUCCUUCUCACGUCAUCAUCCAUACUGGCACCAACAAUCUUCCAUCGGAGUCUGCCGAUUCAUGUGUCGCCGAUAUCAAGAGCCUUGUAUUGAAGGUGAAGAGCAAGUUUCCUAACUCAAGCAUUGGUCUCUCGGGUAUAGUCUACAGAGAAGAUAUCAACGUCGAUGCUAAACGCAUUGAAGUUAAUGAGAGGGUCAAGCUCACAGCAGUAGAUGAUAACUUUACUUAUAUUGAUAAUUCGGUUAUUGACGCCUCAGCAUUAAAUGGUAGUAGACUUCAUCUGAAUGCCAAAGGUUCGUCAUUGCUGGCCGUGCAAUUUAUUAAGUUUUUAAGAUCUGGUUCUGGCAAGUAUAAUCAGUCUCUUAAGGGUUUUCAGUCCUCAGCUAUCCAACAACUGGUAAAGCUUCUGAUGGAACUGGGAAACCUUCCCUCUCCAGCUCGCAACAGGAGACGCCCACGCUAGCUUCUCAACCGAGUGACGUAUCAUCAGGUAUUCCUAAUCAAAACGUUGAUUCAUUUGAAAGUACAAUUCUCUCUGAUUUUUUCUUCCUUCUGGUCGUGGUUUUAAAAUUGCAGGUUUAAACAUUAAUAGUCUUACAAAGCAUAUUGAUGAACUAAGAAUUCUCCUUGCCGAUCGCUCCAUUGAUAUUCUCUCAAUUAAUGAAACUAAACUUGAUGACUCUAUCAAUAGUUGUGAGGUCCAAAUACCAGGCUAUGAAUUUAUUCGUCGUGAUAGAAACAGACAAGGAGGAGGAGUAGGUUUUUAUAUAAAAACCUCGAUUAAUUUUGGAGUUCGCUCUGAUUUGAAUGCACCCAGUCUUGAAAAUUUAUGUAUAGAGAUUCGGAAACCAAACUCCAGGCCAUUUCUGAUAGCCACUUGGUACAGACCUCCUUGCUCCUCAAUUGAUUUAUUUUUACAUUACGAAUCAUUUCUUGAGAAAUUAGAUUCCCUCGGCCUAGAAUAUUAUCUGCUAGGUGAUUUAAACUGUAACCUGGCCUCUGCACAAUAUGAUUUAAAUACUCGACGCUUAUGUGAAAUUUCUGAUUUAUUUGGGCUUCAACAGCUUAUAACUCAACCUACUCGCAUAACGGAAUCCUCUUCAACAUUAAUCGAUUUAAUUUAUACAAACUAUACUGACAGGGUAGUCUGUUCCGGAGUCUCUCAUAUUGGUAUCAGCGAUCAUAGCCUUAUUUACGUUUAUAGGAAAUUAUCUCUCACUUUUCCUUCAAAAGGGCACUCAACCAUUUCUUAUAGAAAUUUCCAAAAUUUUAAUAGAGAGAGUUUUCGUAACGAUAUCGCUCAGCAAGACUGGUCCUGUACUGUUUCUGAAGAUCCAAAUGUUUUGUGGACUGACUGGAAAACGAAGUUUUUGGAUAUUGUUAAUAUUCAUGCGCCACUCCGAACUAGACGUACUAGAACAAAUAAAGCACCCUGGAUCAAUUCAGAAUUAAAGAAAGGCAUGCGUGAUCGUGAUGCUGCCAAAAGAAAAGCAAUUACAUCGAAUGAUCCACACGAUUGGAAAAGGUACAAAAAGUUGCGAAAUAUAAUAAACAAUGACAUCAAAAUUUCUAAAGCAUCUUAUUAUUCUAAUGCAUUUAUUCAAUCUAAGGGUAAUCCUCGAAAAACGUGGCAAACCUUUAAUGAGCUUACAUCCCGUCGUGUGAAUAAUACAACGGUGAAAGAACUGAAAUUGAAUGAUACCAUUAUCUCUAAUUCUAGUGAGCUUUCUGAUGCUUUUAAUGAUCAUUUUUCAACAAUUGGGCCCAGACUUGCUAAUGAAAUACCUCUAACUGCUGAAAAUAAUUCAAGUUAUAUCAAUAAUAUAAAGGUAAAUAACAACAAUUUCAGCUUCUCCUCGACUAACUGCAGCAUUGUUUUCUCACAUCUAAACAAAUUAUGUAGAUCUAAAGCAACUGGUCUUGAUAAUAUUUCUGCUAAAAUUGUACGUGAAUGUGCUGAUCUUAUUUCAGUUUCACUAUGUGAUCUCUUUAAUAAAUCUUUAGUCUCUGGUAUAUUUCCUGAUGAUUGGAAAUGUGCUAGAGUUACUCCGUUGUUCAAGGAAGGUGAGCCAUCUGAUCUGAAUAAUUAUCGACCUAUUUCAGUCAUUUCCGUUAUAGCUAAAGUGUUUGAAAGGAUUGUUUAUGAUCAGUUGUAUAACUUUUUGACCAAUGAAGAUAUCAUUUCUAAUCAUCAAUCGGGUUUUCGCUCGUUACACUCAACUGCAACUGCCCUUCUGGAAGCUACGGAUAAUUGGGCCUUUAAUAUUGAUCGUGGCAAUGUUAAUGCUGUGGUUUUCCUCGAUUUAAAAAGGCUUUCGACACCGUUGACCACGAUAUCCUUCUAGCUAAAAUGAACCUUUACGGAAUACAAGGUACAGCUCUUGAUUGGUUUAGGUCGUAUUUAACUAAUCGUACACAACGAUGUCUUGUUAACGGUUCUCUUUCUAGAAUCUGCUCUCUUAAAUGUGGGGUACCGCAAGGAACAAUCUUUGGCCCCUUUUUAUUUCUUAUUUAUAUUAAUGACUUGCCAAACUGUUUUACUUCGUGCCAGCCUAGAAUGUAUGCCGAUGACACCCACAUUACUUAUGCUGGCGUUGAUGUGAAUUCAAUACAGUUAACUCUGAGUCACGAUUUAGAUAACCUAAACAAAUGGCUUAUUUCCAAUAAACUUACUUUGAACACUUCUAAAACUGAAUUCAUGCUAAUUGGCUCCAGACAAAAAUUGAGUACUUUGUCGAACCCACUUGAGCUCUCGAUUAAUAAUGUUCCGAUAGAACACGUUUCCUCUGUCAAAUCGCUUGGAAUAUUUAUUGAUGAAAAUCUACGGUGGCAAACACACAUUGAUAAAUUAUCUAAAAAGGUCGCUUCCGGAAUUGGAGCAAUAAAAAAGAAUUAGACCUUUUGUCCCUCCACCUACCCUUCACUAUAUAUACAACUCACUAAUUCAAUCUCAUUUCGAUUAUUGCAAUCUUGUCUGGGGUAAUUGUGGUAAAACAUUAUUUGACAGGCUACAGAAGCUUCAGAACCGUGCCGCUCGCGUUUUAACCUUCUCUAGCUAUGAUGCUGAUGCUAACCGUUUGAUUAGACAACUCGAUUGGAAAGACUUGAGCACUCAAUUUCAAAUACAGAAAUCCAUAAUGGUAUACAAGUCUUUAAAUGGCCUUGUUCCUGAAUAUUUAUCAUCUAAGUUUGUUAAACGAAAUGAAACGCGUUACUCCCUGAGGGACUCUGUUAACAAACUAUUUGUCCCAUUUCCGCGAACUAAUUUCAUGAAAAACAGCUUUACUUAUAGCGGAGCAGUUCUCUGGAACAGCCUACCCUGUCAUGUGAGAGAAGCCGAAUCUCUUAGUCAAUUUAAAAGAUUAGUUAAUGUUCACUUUUAAUGUUAUACACGGCAUUCAUGAAAAACAGGUUUUAGUUAGAUUAGUUGUAGUCAGGUUUUGAAUUUUGUUUAGGAUAGUUAGGUUAUUUUUAAUUUUUUUAAAAUUCCUGAUGGAUUUUACCGUGUUUAAAUAAAGAUUGACUUGACUUGACUUGACUUGACUUACAAUCAGCCGGUUCGACUCUUCGUAUUACUAACUUUUGUGUAUUACGUGGUCUGUGGAAUUUCAUCUGUAAAAAUGGUUUAUACGGAACAUGGUUAUAUUUCCUUGCAGAUGUGGAUGAGUGUUCGCUUAAAACUCACGACUGCGAUUCAAAUGCAAUCUGCAACAAUACAGGAGGGUCAUUUACUUGCAAGUGCGACGGAAAUGCGUUAUACUAUGGCGACGGGAAGACGUGCUCUCAUCACCGUAAGCGGACAGUCACUUAUUUUAUUUUGAAAUUGAUAAACGCAUUAAUGUUAAUUUUGUGGAUUAUUUGCAACGCUCUUCCGCUUCAUUUUGUGACCUUAACAACGUUACUCUCAAUGCUGACCAACGAAGUUGUUAGCAUUCAACGGCGCUAACAAAAAUCUACAGUAGUGAUUGAGAGUGCUUACCCUGGGUAUGGGUGCCAGAGACUUUUCUAGUGCGGUUUCCGGUUUCUGUCAAGUCUUUAUAGUGAAUGUGUCGGCCCUCGGCCAACACAGAAAAUUCCCGCCGCACGCGAGAAAAACCUCUGGUACCCAGGGUAGAGAGUGCUUGAAGCUGACAAAACUCAAGUCGCACAAACUCCUGGGAACGAAGUUGCACGUCACACUGUCCGAAACGAAGAUUCAGGGAAAGUUUAUUGUUGAGAGAUCCCCAUGGUGGGGUGGGUUUUACGAAGAGUGUAUAUAAAAACACCUCUGAAGAAAACUUUUCUCAAAGCCAUGUUGGAUGCUGAACAGCUAGCUACUACUACUUGAGGCACAGCUGAACAGUCGUCCUCUACAGCGUAAUUACUCCCGCAAAGAUACUAAUGGUUUUGGGAGCGUUGGUAUGCCGAGUAUCUGCAGUCUCUGACACCCCUCAAGAAAUGGUGUACAGACACGCGGGCAGUAAGCCCUAAGUUUAAAGAAAUCGUUCGAAACACCUAUAAUACACGAGCUCAUUCACUCAGAGUGAUACUUUACUUUUUGUUGUUUUGUAUAUUGAUUUUUUCUUUCUUUUUUUUCUCUUUUCUUUGCUUGGGGGAGGGGAGCUGGUGUUGUCUAGCUGAGCAGUUAUUUUGUACUUUCCCAUUGUUUUAUUACACUAAAGAAUAAUCUUUGGGUCUGUCUUUUUCUAGGCCUUGAUGACUCUAUCGUUUUAGCCAAUGACGCUAGCAUGAUAUCGCAGCUAAAUUCCUGGCUUAGUCCCAAGUUACGCAGUUCAUACAGUUACUGGAAACUGUGUUACAGAGCUUCCGUUGACGGUUGGAGAUCACGGACCUUUCACAAUCGUUGCGAUAACAAAGGACCCACUGUUACUAUUGUGAGGGUUGGGAGCUAUAUUUUCGGAGGUUACAACGACAAUUCAUGGCAAGGUAAGUUCUCAAAUAUGGUAAGCAUGACGCCAUGAUCGUCCUUUGUUCAGAAUAAUGUCUUAAGCCUAGGAUGAGGAGGAAAGGUCUGUUUUAUAACCCUCCUGUCUUUUGUAUCAUUGUAUUUAUUAAUUGUUCCUUGAUAAACUGAUACUAUUAUGUUAGUAGCAUGUUCCAGGCGUUCAGAUAGUAGAGCGCGGGAGAAAAAUUCACGAAGAAAAAAAAACGAGGGGAGACUCGCUCUCGCCCCCAUUCCCCCUCCAUACACCAUUUUACAGCUGUGGGCUUAGUAUCCUAGACUUCGAAUGAGUGCAAGACUGAGGUUGACCAUGAUAGAUAGAUAGUUGGAUAGUUUAUUAACAAUACUUUGCUGCACAAAGGCUGAAUUGCGUAUUUACAAAUUAUGCAAUUGAUAAAAUGUGUAUAUAAAACUAAUAACCGUGAAUAAAAAAGUGUGAAAAAUGUGAUAAAAAGUCUAAAAAUCUACGUACAGGAUCAAAUAAUAAAACUAUUCCUAAAACGAUCUGUCUUGCAUUUAGGUACAGUGAAGCGCCUGUUGCACCUUAGAGCAUAACAAUGUUGUGAUACAAACCUCCUUUGUUUUGUUAUGGAAAUUAUACUUAAAAAGUACUUGUUGAAAGAAAGCAGAAAUGGUUGUAUCAAAGCAAGGUCCACCCCAGACUCGUUUCCAUCCAUAAUUGUAAAAUGGUCUAUUGAACGCGACUGAGUUACACUGAAUCUCUAAUUGUUUGUGUUCUGUUUUUUUUGUCUCUUCAGGGUCUGCUGGUUAUCAAUAUUCGACAAAUACUUUCUUGUACUCACUAAAAAACUACAACGGGUAUGGAUACUUCAAAAACGACAUAACCAACGGCUACUAUAGCAGCGCCACUUACAGCGCAUAUAAUUAUGGUCCAACCUUUGGGGGCCAUGAUAUGUACAUUGCGGACAAUGCGGGAAGAAAUACCAAUUCUUACUUUUAUUGUCACUCGUACCGCAGGCCUUAUUGCGACUAUAGCAUUUGGGUUGGAACACGAUACGGGAAUAAUUUCCGCCCAGAUGAGAUGGAAGUUUAUUAUGAAGUGCUUGCUUGAAACUGGGCAGCCACAAAAAACAAAGGAAACAAGAAAAACAACAACAGUAACAACAACAAACCAGCGAACAAUAGACAAACAACAGCAAUAAAUAAAUAAUUAAGCAGAAGAUUUUACAACAAAAUGAGGUGAUAAGGCACCAACAGCGGUUAGCCAUAGCACUACUGGUUUUGUCCCUAUGAUGGGCCAUUUUUGUUGGUAGCUUAGUUCCAUGGUAGGAAUUUGCUAAAAGGGAGUGUUUUCCUUUGUUAGGACUUAUCCCUGUAGGUGUUCUUCGGAAUCUCGAAGGCGAUUUUGUUUUAAACUGAUCAAACGGAGAAAUAUUAUUUGCGUUAAUGGAAAUCCUGUCCGAAAUGACUAAACUCAGAUAGGCACACGCAAAUAGUUAUUUAUUUUUUUUAAUUAAAAUAGUAUCAGUAACCUAUAAACUAAAUAGAUAGCAAUAAAGAGUUUGGGUUCCCUAUAAAAUAUCCUUAUUUUCUCUUACUGAGCACAUAUUAGUAUUUUUCUCACUAAGCACAGAUCAGUAUGACACUCCCUACUCUCUAAGAUAUAAUUCCUUUUGUUUGCAAGCUUGGCCACUUUAUUAUUCUACAAGAUUGAAGCUAUUCAGUAGUACUGUUUUAUGUUAUCAUUGUUUUUUGUUUUCACUUUGUUUUUAAGUAUAACCAAUGAUGUAAAGGGCAAUGUCAUUUAUUCUUAAUUUAAAUGACUAUAAACUGAAUUGAAUUGUCUUAGAGGAGGGAAAGAGUCUUCAUUGGCAUGGAAAGCCGGGUAUGAUGCAAAUCCAACAUUGCGGCAAACUAGAAUGUUGUUUUAGCUGGUUUACGUUUAUCAUAGCUAAAUCUACGCACUAGAUUGAAGUCAUUUCCAAGCACGCGUGGUUUUAAUUGUUUUCACUCGUUAUCCAGACUCAUCCACCGGAACAAUAUGGUGCGUGCUCAUGGGCUAAUAAGUACUUACAAUUAUUACUCAAACUAGUAAUAACCAAGGGCUAUGGAAUGCGGGCGAGUUAAAGCUAUCAGAUCGAAGGUCAAAACGCUCUUACAUUUUAAGUAGAUCCAAAAUAUUGUCAUGAUACCAAC